GCGUCAUCGCCGCGCGUCUGGCCGAGAGGCGUGCGGCCGGCCGGCAUGGCGCUCUUCCACGUCGCGCGGUACGCGGGCCCCGAGGCGGCCGGGCCGGAGCCCGGGGCGGACGGCCGGGCUCGCGCGCUGCUGGAGCGGCUGCAGUGCCGGGCCCGAGAGCGGCAGCGGCGGAAGCAGCAGCAGGAGCCCGCGGGGGCCGCGCAGAACUCGGAGGCGGCGGGACGGCGGCGGCGGCGGCCGCGCAGAGCGCGGAGGCGCGAGUGCGGCGGGCCGCCGGGGAGCCCGCAGGCGCCGCGGGGGAAGCGGCGGAAAGUGGACGGCGAGGACGCGGACGCAGGGAGCGGCGAGGAGGAGCCCGGGGAGAACAGCGCGAGCGCCCAGGCCGCGGGGCCGCCGGGGGACUCGGGAGAACGGCCCCCCGAAGAGGCUUCGGGGCCUCCCGCCCACGCCCUUCUGCUCGGGGGCUUUGAGAGAAGCAGGGCGCCAAAGGUCCAGCCUUUCCUGCCCUCGUGGUUGGCUGAGCCAAGCUGUGUCGGAAAGAGCGUCACCGAAGAUUCGGUGCCUAUCGAGGACAUCCCCGCCGUCCAUCCUGACAUGCAGAAGCAGCUGCGGGCACAUGGCAUCUCCUCCUACUUUCCAGUCCAGGCCGCGGUGAUUCCUGCUCUCCUGGAGAGCACAGCUAACGGGUUUCUGGUGGCCAGAGGCGGCUACCGGCCCAGCGACCUUUGCGUGUCUGCCCCAACGGGCAGCGGGAAGACCCUGGCCUUCGUCAUCCCCGUGGUACAGGCCCUGCUGUGUCGUGCCGUGUGCCAGGUCCGAGCCUUGGUCGUGCUGCCCACCAAGGAGCUGGCCCAGCAGGUGAGCAAAGUGUUCAACGUCUACACGGACGCCACUCCUCUGCGUGUCGCCCUGAUCACUGGGCAGAAAUCGCUGGUCAAGGAGCAGGAGACUCUCGUUCAGAGGACAGCAGACGGCUUCCGCUGCUUGGCUGACGUGGUGGUGGCCACCCCUGGCCGCCUGGUGGACCACAUCGACCAGACCCCGGGGUUCAGCCUCCGGCAUCUCCGCUUCCUGGUCAUCGACGAGGCCGACCGGAUGAUCGACAGCAUGCACCAGUCCUGGCUGCCCCGGGUGGUGGAGGCGGCCUUCCCGAGCGAUAGCGCCAAGGACCCCUGUGCUCUGCUCCAGAGGAGGCAGCUCCGGGCCACCACUGCCGCCAGCAUCUGCUGCCCUCAGAUGCCGCUGCAGAAGCUGCUCUUCUCGGCCACCCUGACACAGAACCCCGAGAAGCUGCAGCAGCUGGGCCUCCACCAGCCCCGGCUCUUCUCCACGGGGCUGGCACGCGGGGGCCCCAAAGACGUGGACGCGGACGGGGACUCGGGCGGGAAGUACACCUUCCCCGCGGGGCUCUCGCACUGCUACGUCCCCUGCAGCCUCCGCACGAAGCCACUGGUCAUCCUGCACCUGAUGCUGGAGAUGAACUUUUCCAGGGUCCUCUGCUUUACCAACUCCCGCGAGAACUCACACAGGCUCUUCCUGCUAGUCCAGGCUUUCGGAGGUGUGACGGCGGCCGAGUUCUCCUCCCGCUGCGGGCCUGGCCAGAGAAAGGUGGUCUUGAAGCAGUUUGAGCAGGGCAAGAUCCGCCUCCUCAUCAGCACAGACGCCACAGCUCGAGGCAUCGACGUGCAGGGUGUGCAGCUGGUCGUCAACUACGACGCCCCCCAGUACCUGCGGACCUACGUGCACCGGGUCGGGAGAACCGCCCGCGCGGGAAGAACCGGACAGGCCUUCACGCUGCUGCUCAAGGUGCAGGAGAGGAGGUUCCUCCGGAUGCUGGCCGAGGCGGGGGCACCGGAGCUGGCACGGCACGACAUCCCCGGCGAGCUCCUGAGGCCGCUGGUCCCUCGCUACGAGGAGGCCUUGUCCCAGCUGGAGCAGGCCGUCAAGGAAGAGCGAAGACAGAAGGCGGCCUAGACGCACUCAGAGGACGCUGCAGAGCAGCCCCUUCCCGCCCCGUGCCACCUGCUGGGCUUAGCCACCUCCUUUCUGGAAAAUCCUGAGCGCCGCCUGCCGCAUAUGUGAACAGAAGACAGGUUUCUCGGAUUUCCAAAGAAGCGACCGGCUGAGAGGGUGCUUGUCCCCCCCUUCCGCUGCCGCCUCGUGCCCGGCUCCAGGACAGUCCCUGCAGCAGGCCUGGCUCCGGGCCCAGGGUGAGGGUCUGGGGGAGGCUCGGUGGCCUCUGUGCACGGUGCUCUCUGCAAGCAGGGCUUAGUAGGACCGUUCCCGCGGUCCAGAGCUGGCAGGGCGGCCUCGGGGGUCUAGCCUCGAGCCACUUGGGUCCCCACGGUGCCCGCCGUCCCGCGUCACACAGGUUGCCCUGCGUCCCGCACUGGCACCUGGCUCGGGGGCUGGCUGGCGUGUGACGUCUCCUGGUGCCGUCCCAGCGUGGCGUGCCUGCAUCCCCGUGGCAUCGGCGUGGACCAGACCACACGCGCUUUCCUGUCAGUCACCACGUGGGAGCGGGGUAAGCCCGGCAGCGCGCCACGACGUUCCGUUGCUUCAGAAGCGCUGACCCGCCGCCGUGCCAAGGGUUUGUUUCCACGGUUCAUUUGCAGAAAUUAAAACAACCUUACAAACCAG
Molecule: messenger RNA, 2640 nt
Organism: Prionailurus viverrinus (fishing cat)
Lineage: Eukaryota; Metazoa; Chordata; Mammalia; Carnivora; Felidae
Gene: DDX51
Product: DEAD-box helicase 51
Exons: 15
Coding region: 46-1974 (642 amino acids)
Cellular component (GO): nucleus
Molecular function (GO): ATP binding; nucleic acid binding
Source: RefSeq, a predicted model, not a curated record